UUAAUUGUCAACCGUCUGUCAGUUAACUUGUAUACGCAGCUGCUGCUUUGCUUCCCAAGAUCGACUUUGAAUGCUUGCAAUUCCCAUCCAAAUUAAGGGCCCCUCCUUGAAAUUGAGAAGAUAAGAUUGAUAUAGAAAUCAAUAGUUACAACUAAUCGGAGGAGCAGGAAAAGCGCGAGAGAAAUGGUGAGGGCUGAUUUUGGGGGAAUGGGAUCAACAGUGGGCUUGAAUGAAGAAUCAACGGCGGCGGCGGCGGCGGCGGCGGCGACUGGAAUAUGGGCGCUUUUUACAAAUCUUGCGUUGAUGUCUUCCUUUCUUGGCUUCGCUAUUGCUCAGGCCAUUAAAUUCUUUACUGUCUGGUACAAGGAAAACCGGUGGGAUCCAAAGCAACUUAUUGGAUCUGGUGGCAUGCCAUCAUCACAUUCAGCUACUGUAACUGCUCUUGCAGUUGGGGUUGGUUUACAAGAGGGUUUUGGAGGACCGCAUUUUGCAACUGCAUUAGUUUUGGCAUCCGUGGUGAUGUAUGAUGCAACUGGUGUAAGAUUACAUGCUGGACGUCAAGCAGAGGUACUAAAUCAGAUCUUAUGUGAACUUCCAGCCGAGCAUCCUCUUGCUGAGAGCAUACCGCUACGCGAACUUCUUGGCCACACGCCUACUCAGGUUGCUGCUGGUGCGGUUCUGGGAUCGAUUACCGCAAUGCUUAUAAGUUUAAUCUGACGCAAGCUGGAGAAAGACUUUGUUUAGAGUUACUAAAGUGGUAUCUGUCUUCUAUUUCUAUUUUUGAGAGAAAGAGUAGCUCAAAGGUACAUAUCUGAUGAAAAGAAAUAUCAAAAUUUGUUUUGACCACAGGACAAUUCCUCUGUAACAGUUUUCUCCUUCAUUGUUUCUGUAAACGUAAAAUUUGCCUCCAA
Messenger RNA from Salvia hispanica, 911 nucleotides. RefSeq lists its product as uncharacterized. The record is from RefSeq and is a predicted model, not a curated record. NCBI's taxonomy places the organism in Eukaryota, Viridiplantae, Streptophyta, Magnoliopsida, Lamiales, Lamiaceae.